Molecule: messenger RNA, 2852 nt
Organism: Coregonus clupeaformis (lake whitefish)
Lineage: Eukaryota; Metazoa; Chordata; Actinopteri; Salmoniformes; Salmonidae
Product: von Willebrand factor A domain-containing protein 5A-like
Exons: 18
Coding region: 153-2567 (804 amino acids)
Source: RefSeq, a predicted model, not a curated record
UUUACGAUUGACGUUUUUCUUAAUAAACCAAGAAGAAGUAGGUUACUCGGAUAUUAAUGCUAAACGAAAGUAGAAACCGUGGGAUUUUAUCGCCAGGACCAGUAAAACGCAAUCAUUGAAAACUAGCCUAUCACAGAUGUCAAGGAGCCAAAAUGGUGGACUCUUGUGGAUUGGUAACUGUCAAGAAUGAACCAGUGCCUCUGAAGAGUAUUGCUGUGGAGGUGAGUGUGCAGGGGCAUGUGGCCACUGUGAGCUCCACUCUGCAGUAUGAGAACCAGGAGAAAAGCCCUCUGGAGGCCAUCUUUGUUUUCCCUCUACCAGGAGAGGCUGCUGUCUGCAGGUUCAGCGCCAAGAUAGGACAGACUGAGGUGGUGGCUGAGGUUCAGGAGAAACAGAAGGCGCAGGAGCAGUAUGAUGAUGCAUUGAGCUCGGGACAGCAAGCCUUCCUAUUGGAGGAGAGUGAUGAGAGCCCGGACGUGUUCAAGCUGAGUGUGGGUAGUCUGCCUCCAGGAGAGAAGGCCUCUGUCAGCCUGGACUAUGUGACAGAGCUGGCUGUACAGGCUGACGACAGCCUGAGGCUCUGCCUGCCUGCCGUGCUCAACCCCCGCUACCAACCCCAGGGGACAGACAGUGGUAGUGAUGGCAGUGCCCAGGUGUCCUCAGUUCCCGCUGGUUCUGUGCCCUACAGUCUGUCCCUCAGUGCCCGCGUGUCGUCCCCUCAUCCCAUCUCUAGAGUAGAGUCCAACUGUCCCCUGGACCCACUCAACUACCUCAACACAGAGAAAACCCAAGCCACGGUCAGUCUGGCUGCAGGUCAUCAGUUUGACCGGGACGUUGAGCUGUUGUUGUAUUACCAAGACACCCAUCAGCCUACUGCUAUAGUAGAGGCAGGACAGGCUUCUGCCAAGCCAGGCUCUCUGAUGGGUGACCCAGUGGUCAUGCUGAGCCUGUACCCAGAGUUCCCCAAGGAUGUGAUGUCAUCGCUGACCUCACAUGGGGAGUUCCUGUUCGUGGUGGAUCGCUCUGGCAGCAUGGGAUGCCCCAUGCACAAUGGGUCUGGGGCACAGGACCGUAUUGGCAGUGCCAGGGAUACUCUGCUGCUCUUGCUGAAAAGCCUGCCAAUGGGUUGCUACUUCAACAUCAUCGGCUUUGGGUCCAGUUAUAAGUCCUUCUUUCCUAAGAGUGUGGAGUACAGCCAGAAGACUAUGGAUGAGGCUCUACAGAAGAUGAAGGGAAUGAGUGCUGACCUGGGAGGUACAGAGAUCCUCCAGCCUUUAAAACAUAUCUACAGCCAGCCCUGCCUCCCCGACCAGCCCAGACAGCUCUUCUUGUUCACUGAUGGUGAGGUGAGAAACACCAAGGAAGUCCUGGAUCUGGUGAAGACGAAUGCUGGUUCUCACAGGUGCUUCUCCUUUGGGAUUGGGGAGGGGGCCAGCACUGCUCUCAUCUCUGGGGUGGCCAAACAGGCCGGAGGGCAUGCACAGUUUAUCACAGGACAGGACAGGAUGCAGCCCAAAGUGAUGCAGUCCCUCCGGUUUGCCCUGCAGCCUGCUGUGGUGGACAUCUCAGUCAAGUGGAAUGUCCCAAAGGAGGUGUCUGUCACCCCUCUAUCUCCACCAAUAAGAGUGCUCUUCCAGGGUCAAAGGGCACUUCUGUAUGCCCAGCUCACUGGGGAGAGCUCGGGGGACACAGAGGGCUCGGUGACAGUGAAGUACAGCCUGGCUGAGCAGCCUGUUGAGAAUCAGCUGAGCUUCAGUCUCAAACCUGCAGAGGACACUGGACUGACCGUCCACAGGCUGGGGGCUCGAACCCUGAUCCGAUCCCUGGAGGUGGAAGAGAGGGAGCAGGAUGGGGAGAAGGAGGGAGUGAAAGAGAAGGUGGUAGAGCUCAGCGUCCAAUCAGGAGUGAGCAGUGCCUUUACUGCCUUCAUCGCUGUCCACAAAGGAGAUGGAGAGGCCCUGCAAGGACAGCUGCUACGCAGACAAGUCCCCACGCCGAUGUUGUAUCACAGCCCCAUGCCCAUGAUAUUGGUGUGUAGUAUGGCUCAUUUCAGCCCCAUGCCCAUAAUGAUGGGAUGUGGAAUGGCUCUGUCCAGCCCCGAGCCCAUAAUGUCGGGGAGUAGUAUGAAUAUGUUAAUGGAUGUCCAAGCUGAUAUGUAUACCCCAGGCGAAGGGUUAACGUUCAGCGAAAAGAGUACGCUUGAAGACUUUGACUCUCCAGCCCCAACCUCUAAGCCUGCGAGGGACCCUCUCCUCCAGCUGAUCUCCCUUCAGAAGGCCUCUGGUUCCUGGGGCCUGGAGGCAGCGUUGGCUGAGGUGCUGGGGAAGACUGAGGAGGAGGUGGCCAAGCCAAAGCCUGCACAGGUGGACCAUGAGGUGUGGGCCACGGUUCUAGCCCUGGUAUGGCUCUAUGGUUUCAAGAUGGAGGCUCAGGAGGAAUGGCAGUUUCUGGCCAUGAAGGCAGCAUCAUGGAUCCAGGCUCAGAAAGUGGCCAGUGUGUCCGAGUGUGUCCAGGCUGGAAAUAACCUUCUGGGUUGCCAGGUGCAGAAAGACACCCUGGGGCUCUGAGAGGUUCACCCUGCCUGUCCUCUCUCUGUGCCCCAUGCGCCUGCUACUCUACCUGGGGUCAGAUACACACGCUUCCCUGCCUGCUUUUAGUCACCUGCUUCAAGCAACCUGUGGAGCUAGCAACUGUACCGGUCUGAACAAGCCUAAUUAUCAACCUCUUACCUAUAAUAGUCUACUGUAAUUUACUGUUAGCACACUUAUGUAUCUCAUUGUCAAAUCAAAUCAAUUUUAUUUGUCACAUGCACCGAAUACAACAGGUGUAGACCUUACAGUGAAAUGCUUACU